This is a messenger RNA of Desarmillaria tabescens, 441 nucleotides long. RefSeq lists its product as uncharacterized. Bases 1 to 441 code for a protein of 146 amino acids. The transcript has a single exon. NCBI's taxonomy places the organism in Eukaryota, Fungi, Basidiomycota, Agaricomycetes, Agaricales, Physalacriaceae. The record is from RefSeq and is a predicted model, not a curated record.
AUGGCCAAUGCAGAAGAACUCGUUACCGACUACGAGGCCCGAGUUCAGAAAAUGGUAUGGAAAGUAAACGACAAGGAAAAAACCGUUGGGACUGAUGAUAAGAUACUGCCAAAUACCCUCUAUCAUUAUCACGACCCCAACACCCCUUGUGUCACAGAUAUCAUCACAGUACCCUCGUCGCAAUGCACAGCAAUAGCCCAUUCGGAGGAACUAGAUGGACUAAUCGAGGGGGAAGUCGACGGAAUUUCCGCAGACAACGAAUACAGCGACGCCGAAGACGAAGUCAAUCUUCAAAACCUGGAGCGUAUUCAUGAAAAUUGGAAUACCGAGGACAAAGAUGAUGAUGAUGAUGUACCAUCCUUUUAUUCUAUUUCACACCACUCCUCCUCCAACGAAGACGAAUGGGACUCUAACAGCUCAUUCGGGACGAACGAGUCUUAG